Molecule: messenger RNA, 1638 nt
Organism: Papaver somniferum (opium poppy)
Lineage: Eukaryota; Viridiplantae; Streptophyta; Magnoliopsida; Ranunculales; Papaveraceae
Product: F-box/kelch-repeat protein At3g23880-like
Exons: 3
Coding region: 152-1333 (393 amino acids)
Molecular function (GO): protein binding
Source: RefSeq, a predicted model, not a curated record
UUUAUACGACUCUUUCCAGACCAAAAAUAAAUCCCCAAUUCCAAUUACUCCAUUUUCCUAUAAACCCUAGAUUGAUUUUCUAAGAUCUCUCUAAACCAUCCCUUCUGAAUAACACUUGUUUCUUCCACUUCCAGGGUUUCAUCAUUCAUUCAUGGAGUAUUUCAAGUUUCUCUCUAUGGAAAUCGCACUAGAGAUUCUAACUGGUUUACCAACAGAAUCAGUACUGGAAUGCAAAUUAGUUAGCAAAACCUGGAGAAAUCUUGUUCGUCAUCCAUCAUUCUCCAAGAUGCACGUCCAUCGUCAUCUCUCAAAUCCUGAUUCUGAUUCUGGUAAGUUGGGUUUUCUUGCUUUGAGUCGUACUGAAAUUGGGAAUAAUGAAAAUUUUCGGUGUUUUGAGUGUAAUCAAGAUGAUGUAUCUACACCAAUUGAAAGCAUUAGAAGGAUUAAUUUAGCAUCCCCUUUUAGCUAUACUAUAAUUGUUGGUUCAUGUAAUGGCUUGAUAUGUCUUUCUGGAGGCACAUUACGACCUUAUUUUAUAUGUAACCCCAUCACCAAAGAAUAUGUUCUGCUUCCAGAAAUCAAGAUCAAUAGUGAUAUCAGUCAGUAUGUUGUCUCCACUAGCGGAUUUGGUUAUGUUUCUUCGACCAAUGAGUACAAAGUUGUAGGAAUUUUUAUGUUGAAGAAGACCCAUUUUCUAGAAGUCCACAUAUAUAGUCUAGGCAGUGGGCUUGGAUGGAGAAACCUUGGAAAUUUCGAUUGUGAUAUCAGCAAUUUUUUCUGGGAACAUCGACAAGGUAUCUUUGCUAAUGGAGCUCUUUGUUGGCUGACGCUGGAGAACGAAAUAUCCGAAAUCAUUACCUUUGAUUUGUCUGAGGAAAUCUUUUGUGAAAAUCUCUUGACACCACCUCCUUCGCCACCAGAGAGUUAUUCUUUAGGUAAUAGAAUAGGGGUUGUGGAUGGGUUUUUGUUUUUUGCUAUUUGUUUAGUUAUCGAAGGAGUCCUAAGUUAUGACGUGUGGCUACUCAAAAAGAAGAAUGGCAAUCACGACAUGAAAGAUCAGGGAGAGGAACAUCAGUCAUUCAUUUGGAAUCAAGAUUUUGAAAUUUAUGAUAUCGAAUUAUUAGCCAUUACAAAGAGUGAUGGUGUUUUAUGCCUCUGGGAUAAGUAUCUCAACUUUUAUGACCUUAAAGCGGCAACCUCUAAAUGGCUUGUGGAUUUGAAGAAACCGGUAGUUCAAGUAUUACCUCACAAGAAUACCUUUGUUUCGUUGAAGGAAUUAGGGGAAGAAGGUACAAAAACAAUGGAGUCAAUAGAAGCCAUGAUCAGCCAUUGAAGCAGCUAUAAAAGGAUGAGAUCACUGCGUACACACUUAUAUACUGAUCGAAGCUUUUUUAAGGUGUGCCCCAGGCCAGAGCAUUUCGUCAAGAAAGUUCGGUAGUUUUGGAACUCCAGAAGGUUCCCGCAAGCUGUAGAGGAGUUACAAUGUUCACAAAUUGUACAAUGCAUUUGAAAAGAUAUAUUUGAGUCCUGCUGUUGGAAGUUUAAGGUGUUUAUGAUGGAAAGAAGACUGAAGCUGGUUUAAGGUGUGCCCCAGGGCAGAUCAUUUCGUCGAUAAAGUUUGCUAGCUUUGGAAAUCCA